Messenger RNA from Aricia agestis (brown argus), 3333 nucleotides. Its product is annotated as actin-binding protein IPP-like. The transcript has 10 exons. Bases 170 to 1924 code for a protein of 584 amino acids. The record is from RefSeq and is a predicted model, not a curated record. NCBI's taxonomy places the organism in Eukaryota, Metazoa, Arthropoda, Insecta, Lepidoptera, Lycaenidae. Gene Ontology annotation, molecular function: protein binding.
UCUAUGUACACAAUAAGCUAAUCACAAACUUUAUAGAAUGCUAACGCAUGCUUAAAUAUUUUGAUAUUUAAACACAAACCUUACACUCAAAGCUGUUUGGUUCAAGAAACCUAAAAGGUUCUUGCUUAGUGUCUAAGAUGAAAUAGAUGUUUCUUCAAAACUAUACAAAAUGUCGACAAGUAUUUAUGAAAAAAUAAUUUCCAAAGAAGGAUCAAGACCUUACAAGUGUUGCGAAUAUGCCACAAAAGUGUCUGUGAAUUUAAACCAUUUUAGAAGAGAUGGCAGAUUUUGUGAUAUAGAUUUAAUAUCUGGAAAGACCAAAGUUAAGGCUCAUAGGGUUGUCCUGGCUGCUAGUUGUGAGUAUUUUGAUGCUAUGUUCAAUGUGGGCUUGGAGGAAAGUCAAAAAGGGCGCGUCGUCUUACCAAGUGUUCCACCAGGAAUAUUACCCAUGAUAAUUGAUUUUAUAUAUACAGGUGAAAUAAUGAUAGACAAAGGCACAGUUCAACAUUUAUUGAUAGCAGCAGAUAUGCUACAGCUUAGAGAACUAGUUGUAGGCUGUGGUGAAUUUUUAAAAAGGGAAUUACAUCCUUCUAAUGCACUUGGUAUUUUUAGGUUUGCAGAAGCACAUAAUUGCACAGAGUUAGCUGAGGAAGCGCUAGCACAUGCACAGGCAAAUUGGAAUGUGGUAGCCAAUGGUGAUGAACUACUAGAUCUUCCAUUACAACAACUAAUUACUUUAAUCUCAUCUGAACAACUCAAGGUUGAUAAUGAAGCACAGGUACUAUACCCUGCUCUAAAGUGGCUAGAACAUGACCCAGCAAACCGAAGACGGCACUGUUUUGAAGUUUUAAGUCAUGUGCGAUUGCCACUUAUUUCCCCUCAGAUUCUUGAUGAUGCUUUGAAAACUAUACAAGACCCUUCAAUAGCAUUAGCAAUAAAAACUGUCAGAGUUGACAUGAAAUCAGGUAAAGGUGCGCUAGUGUCUCUGGCAGCGGAGCCGCGGGCGCGCGCUCGCCGCUUGCUGAUACUGGCGGGCGGCUCCUGUCACGACACCGCGCCGCACCCGCCGCUCUCCACAGACAACAUACUGUCCUCCGUGCUCAAAUUUGACCUGCAUAAAAGAGAGUGGGAGGAGCUCGCGCCGAUGGGUAUAGCUCGUAUACAGCCGGGCGUGGCCACGCUCAGCGGGCGCGUGUACGCCGUAGGCGGCGAGCAGGGCAGCCAGAUACUAGCGAACGGCGAAGUGUACGAUCCACAGUUGGACAAAUGGUCGGACAUAGCUCCAAUGAACGAGGCUCGCUGUGAAUUCGGAUUGACGGGAUGGAACGGCAACCUGGUGGCAUUCGGAGGGUGGGUCGGAUCCGACAUGGGGGCCUCGAUAGAGGUGUACAACCCCGUGUCCGAUGUAUGGAUAGUCGCCGGGAGGAUGCCCGAGCCGCGGUUUGGAAUGGGUGUUGUUACUUAUGGAGGUCUGAUCUACAUAGUGGGUGGUUGUACUCACACGUGGCGUCACACUCGCGACCUUCUGUGCUACCGGCCUGGCGCGCACAAGUGGCAGGCGCUGGCGCCGAUGCGGCACGCGCGCUCGCAGGCCGCCGCCGUCGUGCUCGACCGCCAUCUAUACGUCAUCGGCGGGAACGCGCCGCGACGCACCGUGUUGGCGUCCGUCGAGCGGUACAGCUUCGAUGAGGACCGGUGGGAGGAGGUGGCGAGCUUAGGCGAGGCGCGCGCGGGGUGCGCGGCGGGCGCGGCGGAGGGCGUGCUGGUAGUGGCGGGGGGCGACAGCGAGAGCAGCGAGCGCGCCUUCUACCGCGCGCGCACCACCCUCGCGUCUGUCGAGGUGUACGAGCCCGCCGCCGGCGUGUGGCGCGCCGCCCCCCCGCUGCCCACUAGCCGCGCGGAGGCCGGCGCCGCGCUCCUCUGACACCGCCUAUAGACAAAUCCUACUUUUUUAAACGAGUUGCGACGAGCACCAAGAGCGCACGCGCCCCAUGGUAUUUAAUCGGAGCUUCCAGAUUCUCACCAACCAAAAGGUAACAGACGUAGUUACUUCCUGUCAAGAGAUCCAGACUUUUAAAUAACAUUGACAUAUAUUUUUUUCGUUGACAUUAAUAAUUAUUAAUAUUUUCCAAAGUAAGUCCAAGUAUGUUUUAUAUUACUAUAACUAAAGUAACUUUGGGAAGUCUACCAAUAUAUUUAUUUAAAGCAUUAUAUUAAAAUAAAUAUCUGAGUCUAAACUAUCCACAUAAUAUGCUUAUUUAAAUAUUAUGCUUUUGUGAUUUAUCUCAUCGAUCUCAUAAAGUACUAAAUAAUGAAAAUUCGUUGACCAUAAGUACUAAAAACAAGAGCUAAAUAAUUAUGAUACUUUAUGAUGGGUCUUUUGAAUGGUGGUGCUUCAUAGUGAAAUCAAUAUUGUUAAGUUUUAAUUUUAUAAAUAGACCUGCGUAUUGUUCAAAAUUAUAAUGUUUAAAACACAACACAACACUUUGUUAAGAAUUAAUUUUUAACAUUUGAACACCCGGAUACUACAAUUUAAAGUCUACGCAUUGUGCUUAUGAAUGAUGAGGUUAUUAAGAUAUUUAAAGAGACUUACGUUCAAAAUAUGAUAUGUGUAUUGUGUACAAAUAAUUAUUACAAAAUGUUGUUAUAGAGUAAACAUUUUACUAUAGAAACAUAUUUAAUAUUAUAAUUUCAAAUUUGUCGGCGGUGAAUACAUUAAGCGAAAACAUUUCGAAUUAUUCUAACUCCACUAUGGGUUUUUAGCGUCCAAAAUCUAUAAUGCUCGCGCGAGCUCCGAGGGAGGGGUGCACCUGAUUGGGGGCGGGGCUUUCAGAGUCGCGCGUUUUUGCUACAUUAUUAUCUGUAUUUAUACGUAAAGGGUGAUAAAUGUCCAGGGACAUAUUAUACACAAAUUAAUAUUUCGUAUGCGCACCGUACCCUCGUUCGUGGCAAAAAUUCCAUCCAGCUUCUCGACUUAAGACACGACAAUCUUUAAACAGAUUAUUGCGAUACAAAGAAUUAGUUUAUGCGUGUGCAUAUUCAUGUAUUUUGUGUUGCUGUAGUCGUAAUACUAUUGUGUCUCAAGUGAGUGAGAGCCCUCAAACUUCAAACUGAAAAAUACCGCGCACACUCCCCGCAAAAUCUUAACCCCUUGGCGCUCGCGCGCGAUGUUUAUUGUUAAUAGCAAACAGUAUUAAUGGCGGCUCUUCAGUAUGAUUCUAUAAUUUUACGUGUAAUAACGCUGUAAGUGAAAGGCAUGCAAAAUUUCAACAAAGCCUUUUAAAAUGUCUGCUUACUCUGAAACAAAUUAUACAACAUUUUCAAUACUCGACG